Menidia menidia (Atlantic silverside) is the source of this 3801-nucleotide messenger RNA. NCBI's taxonomy places the organism in Eukaryota, Metazoa, Chordata, Actinopteri, Atheriniformes, Atherinopsidae. The record is from the annotation of a GenBank genome assembly.
UUUUAAAUAAAGUUGUAGUGAAAUGACCUUCCGUUCUCAUCAUCCGGGUCUCUACAUACAUCACUACGCGCAGGCGCAUUCUUCCACUGUGGUUCGACCUCUGCAGUCGAGAGACCCGGGCUUCCGCCAGAUUUCACCGAACUGGUUAAAACAACCUAUAAUACAAAAUGUACGCCUGUGCAAAGUCCGUGCUGGUUCCCGGGCUCUUUACAGACCCCUGUCUGCCUCUGUGCUGUCGAGGCCUGAAGGCCAAACAGAGAGCACUUUUGCUGUGAUGCCACAGAGCCCGCUCACGCAGGUCACACUGAGAGGUUUCCAGACCAGUGCUAUCAGCAGGGACAUUGACACUGCCGCCAAGUUCAUUGGUGCUGGAGCUGCCACAGUUGGAGUUGCAGGGUCUGGUGCUGGAAUUGGGACAGUGUUUGGUAGUCUCAUCAUUGGUUAUGCCAGGAACCCCUCCCUGAAGCAGCAGCUGUUCUCGUAUGCCAUCCUGGGAUUUGCCCUGUCUGAAGCUAUGGGACUGUUCUGUUUGAUGGUUGCUUUCCUUAUCCUGUUUGCUAUACACUCGCAUGUAAACAACCACAGCAACCGCCCCUCAUCGAGAUUCACAAAUGAAGACCACUUGGCUGUCCACAGGCACAAACAUGAGAUGACACUGAAGUUUGGUCCAGCAAGGAAUGAUAAUGUUAUCAUUGCUGACCAAACUCCCACACCAACCCGCUUUUUGAAGAACUGCGAAGAAGUUGGACUCUUCAACGAGCUCGCAAGUCCUUUUGACCAUGACUUCAAAAAGGCAGCAGAGGAUGACAUUAAAAAGUUACCGUUGGAUUUGUCGCCUCUUGCUACACCUAUCAUACGCAACAAAGCUGAGGAACCCGCAGCUAUAGACGCACAUCGGGACAGCCCCCUGCCGCACCCUGAGUCCACUACAAAUGAUGACAAGGAUUUAUGUUUGCAGCCAGCCUCACUGCCAACAUCCACUAUAGUCCAUCCUGCAUCCCUCCAAGUUCCCAAUGUACUUCUAGCAACCACAGAGGCUAAUGUUGUAAUACAGCAAGCACUCCCAUCGCCAACAUCUAGCUCUGUUAUUACCCAAGUACCAUCCACUAAUAGGCCUAUAGUCCCGGUGUCUGGCACCUUCCCCGUGCUCUUACAGCUGCCUAAUGGCCAGACCAUGCCAGUUGCUAUACCUGCGUCUAUUACAAGCUCAAGUGUGCAUAUUCCAACAACAAUCCCUCUUGUCAGACCUGUCACCGUAGUGCCUGCCGUGCCUGGAAUCCCUGGACCGCCCUCUCCGCAGAUUCAGCCCGUCCAAUCAGAAGCAAAGCCGACGCUGAAAGCCACUUUAAGCCAGCAGCUUCCUCAGGUAACCAACGGAGACGGUGGGGAAAUCCAAAGCAGCGCCGUGACCCACACUGCUGCUCCCGCUUCUCCAGCCCCAGCUCCAGCUCCUGCUGCCAUCCUCAGUCCAGCCCCUCAUCUGCCCGCGGCUGAAGAACCGUCCACACAUUCCCUCCAGCAGCCGGCCACCUCCACCACAGAGACACCUGCUUCACCUCUACCACCCACACCGAACCCUCCAAGCACAGGGGGCCGGCGCCGCAGAACCACAAGUGAAGACCCCGAUGAGAAGCGCCGCAAGUUCCUGGAGCGGAACAGGGCCGCCGCCUCUCGCUGCAGGCAGAAGAGAAAGGUGUGGGUCCAGUCUCUGGAGAAAAAGUCUGAGGACCUCAGCUCCAUGAAUGGACAACUACAGAAUGAAGUCACCCUGCUGAGAAACGAAGUGGCUCAGCUGAAGCAGCUUCUCCUGGCUCAUAAAGAUUGCCCUGUAACCGCCAUGCAGAAGAAAUCUGGCUAUCACAUCUCCGACAAAGACGAGAGCUGCGAGGAGAUGUCCAUCCCCAGCAGCCCCCAGAACGAGGCCAUCCAGCACUGCUCCAUCAGCACCUCCAACGGGGUCAGCUCCUCCUCCACGACGCCGGCCGUCUCCGCCCCGUCCAGUGCUGCCUCCGCCACCGCGUCGUCCAACCACAGCACAGAGGAGAGUCAGCCACAGAGCGGCGCCAGCCAUUCUCAGCCCUCAGGCAGCUGAUCGGCCCAAACCGUGCCCCCACAGCCAGAGGGAAAGCGGUGCCUCUCUCUCAGCUUCAGUUCCGACUGCACAGUUUUCCAUUUACUCCUCGUUUGAUUCGUUUUGGGUUUCCAUUUUGUACUUCGUAGGCAAUGCUUUUAAAGAUGCAAUGUUUUCUCCGAAACUUAUGAAGACAAAAGAACAGGCACUUUAGGUGUAAGAUGUACGACUCGUGGUUCUUAACCGUGUUUUUGUAUCCGUGCGACUUAUUUAUUAAUCUUCUAUAUUUUUUUAUUUGAAACAAUCUGCAGAAGCGGUUGAUCUGGGAUUUGUUCGCGACCUUACCAAAGUGUGUUGUGGUUCAUUUGUAGAAAUGUGCGCAUUUGUUUUCACAACUUUUUCCCAGCACUAUUGUCAUGAUGGAGUUACUUUUAAGAUUGAACACUGACGUUUCUGUCUUUGUGAUUUGCUUUUUCCAUUUUGCACAUGUUUGAGACGGGUUUAGUUUUAAAGGGUUCGUCGAACACCGGCAGCUUUUUCAAAGUAGAUUUGAGUACAGUCUGCUGACACACACAGACGAGGCCGAAUCACGUUUGGAAUUAGACUUUUCUGUGAGUGAGAUCAGCUAUAGUUGCAUUGUGCAGUCUGAAUGUUUGAGCUCACCUCUACAUGUAAGAUAGCCUCAUGGAGGUGAGCGGUUUAGAUACGUGUGUGAUUUCAUUAACAUUCCAUAUGUAGUCUGAUUGUUUCUGAAGCAGUGAUUGUAGGAUUGCAGUAUCUUUUCCAUUACUCAGUCAUGGUGAUGUUGACUUCAUUCAGUGCCAUUAAUGUUUUUGUAUAAAUGACUUCUGUACAUUUUAGAGCAGAUUAGCCUGAGUUGUUGUUGUACUCUCAGAUUUUAAGGGUCCCAUGAAACAUUCUUGCUCUGUAGGGGACAUUUCUUGCUUUGUAUACUGUCUUUGCUUUAAAGGUAACUCUAUGGCUUUAGCGUCUAAUGUGGAACACUUGCAGACAUUAGGCUGUUUUCAUGAUUGCAAUUCUUGAUGAACUUUUUAGGAAACACUGUAAAUAUAAUUAAUGAUACAUUGUAUGUGAUCUUUAUUGAUAGUCUGUACUUUGCUUUUCUGGAAUUGUCUGGAUUCCGUAGCUGAACCCUUUGGUUCACAGUAACUCAGUUAGCAGUUAAAAAUGACUUUAGUCUCUCUCAAAGAUGCGCCUCUUCGUGACUCAAAAGGUUGUCAUGUAUGAUGAUAGCAUCCAGAUAUGAACUUGAAACAAAUCAUGAAUAUUAGAGAGACAGUACUGCUCCAGCUCUUUGAGAAUUUUGAGCAUUUCAUCAUUGAAGUAAUUGUAAGGAACAAGUCACACCUGAAGUCAGUCUGCCUUUUCUCCUAGUCUGUACUGGCUUACUACUGUGUAGUUUGACAAACAGCUAACACAUUGUUUUCUUAAAAUGUGAUUUUUAAAGUUUACUGUUAUGUGCUAUCUGCAUGAGAUAACAAUUCUCUGCGAGAAUUUAACUGUUUAUUUAAUAAUGUCUCGGCAAAGAAAAUGACAUCAAACAAGUUAUUACAACUUGAGUUGAGAAAGCUUUGGUGAUUUGUUUUACCCGGGCUAAACUACUAAAACGGGGUGUGAUACUGUGUUUAAAGUGUACCUGUAUCGUCGAAGUACUGUAUAAAAUUUGAAUUGAGAAGUUGUUGUAAUAAACCUUUUAAUAAUUCUUUAAA